AUGGCAUCUCAAGCACAAGAGGCCCUCCCGCCCGUCAACAUUAAGCCGCUUCUGACCAAGCUCUGGCCUACCGACACCAAUGUCAGUCCGCAGGAGAUUGCCGAGGCCAUCUCGCACUUCUUCACCAACCAGGUGACAGAGGCGCAGACGGCCUCGCUCCUCAUGGCCCUGCACUUCACAAGGCUGGACUUCAGGGCUGAUGUCCUGGCCGAGUGUGCCCGGGUCAUGCGCCAAGCGGCUGCCCCUAUCCCCGUCGAGCAACUCCUGGAAGUCAUUGAGCGAAGGGGGAGAAAGGAAGGCAACUACAGAGGUGGUCUGUGUGACAUUGUUGGGACUGGUGGUGAUGGUCACAACACGUUCAACAUCAGCACCACGUCUUCCAUCCUUGCCUCGGCACUUCUCAUGGUGUCCAAGCAUGGAAACAAGGCCAGCACCUCCAAGUCUGGUAGCGCCGACCUGGUCAACUGCAUGCAGCCCAAGCCUCCCAUCAUCAGCGCCGUCCGGCCAGACACACUGGUCAAGGCGUACUCCGCCACCAACUACACCUUCCUGUUUGCCCCAGUGUUCCACACGGGCAUGCGUUACGUCGCGCCUGUUCGCAAGCAGCUUCCCUGGAGGACCGUCUUCAACAAUCUUGGGCCCCUGGCCAACCCCGUCGAGGAUGUCCUCGAGGCGCGCGUUAUCGGCGUCGGCCGAAGAGACCUUGGCCCGGCCUUUGCGGAGGCAUUGUGCAUGGCCGGCUUCAAAAAGGCCCUCAUCAUCUGCGGCGAGGAGGAGCUCGACGAGGUCAGCUGCGCCGGCAACACUCUUUGCUGGAUGGUCAAGGAGACGAGCGAGGGCAAGCUCGAGGUUGAGCACUUCAAGGUGCAUCCCAGCGACUUUGGCCUGAGCACCCACUCCUUGGACACAGUGUCGGGUGGUAAAGAGCCCGAAGAGAAUGCAGAGAUCCUCUCCAAGAUCCUGCACGACGAGCUGCCGGAUGAUGCUCCACUCCUCGAGUUCAUCCUGAUCAACACUGCAGCCCUGCUGGUCACUUCGGGCAUCUGCGAGGCCGACACCAGCGACAUGGGGCCUGACGACGACGGCCAGGUCAUCAAGGAGCGAGGCCCCGGCGGGCAGCGCUGGAAGGAGGGCGUCAGAAGGGCUCGCUGGGCUCUCAAGAGCGGCGAGGCCUGGAAGCAGUGGGAGAAGUUUGUCGAGGUCACGAACGAGAUUGGCGCCUAA
Molecule: messenger RNA, 1224 nt
Organism: Fusarium keratoplasticum
Lineage: Eukaryota; Fungi; Ascomycota; Sordariomycetes; Hypocreales; Nectriaceae
Exons: 2
Coding region: 1-1224 (407 amino acids)
Biological process (GO): L-tryptophan biosynthetic process
Cellular component (GO): cytosol
Molecular function (GO): anthranilate phosphoribosyltransferase activity
Source: RefSeq, a predicted model, not a curated record